Molecule: messenger RNA, 393 nt
Organism: Lingula anatina
Lineage: Eukaryota; Metazoa; Brachiopoda; Lingulata; Lingulida; Lingulidae
Source: RefSeq, a predicted model, not a curated record
CUUCUUUGUUGUUGUAGUUAGUGUAUGUAGGUUACUGAAAGACUUGGCUGUAAUCAAGAAUCAUCAUGAAGUUGUUGUGGCCAUUGUUUUGUCUUUCUAUAUCAUGGUCAGUAUGCCGUGGACAGACGCCAGACACGUCUGUGUGUGAUCCUAAUGCUAACACAGGUCCUCCCAGCCCCCCUAUUCCUGAUCUGCCAGACUCUUGGCAUGUUAGGGUGGAGUGCAAUUUUGUAGACAAGAACAGAACAGUGGAAGUUGAAGAGUACUAUGAUAACACAGGAAACAGGGGGAAGAUCACAGAGUAUGAGAUUGGUAUAGGAGUAGAAGCCAUCUACAGUUAUGCUACCAAUGAAUUGAUUCUUGUAGUACCCCAGACAGAGGUUGGCAACUCAG